AUGAACUUUCCCAAUUUCGACGGCAAUCCGGAAAAGUGGUUAGAAUACCGGGAUAGCUUCCAGGGUCUCAUAGAUGCUAAUCGCGAUUUAACGAAUAUUCAACGCAUGUAUUACCUCAAAUCGUCUUUAAAGGGAAAGGCUGCCGAAGUCAUACAAUCUCUCGAGUCAUCCGCUGAAAACUACACGAUAGCCUGGAAUCUUUUAACAAAAAGAUUCGAGGAUAAACGCGCAAUAGCUAGCAGACAUUUGCAACUGUUAUUAGACAUUCCCGUAAUGCAAAAGGAAUCGGGAACACAAUUGAGACAGACCCUGGAUAGCAUUUUACGACACACUCGAGCGUUAGAAUUCCUCAAGGUCAAUACCUGGGAUUCAUGGCGGACUCACAUCAAAGAUAAGGACGACAUCAUGGUUGCCAGCUUGACCGACUUUCUCGAAGAAAGGUGCCUCAUAGUUGAACCCGAAAUUAGUAAGGCCGGUGCGGAUAAAACACAGUUGAACAAAAAUACAUCGCAGCAAAAACGGCCAGACAAAUCAGCGGCAUUCACGAAUACAACCAAAGAGAAUCGACACAGUCGAAAAUGUAGUUUUUGCAACGAAGAAUCGCAUUCAAUGUACUCUUGUAAUAAAUUUAAGGAAUUGCCAGUCCAGCAAAGAGUAAGCGCGGUAAAUGAGAGAAAGCUCUGUCGUAAUUGUCUGCGACCAAACCAUUUAGCGAGAGCAUGUCAGUCGUCCAAUUGCAAACGGUGCAAUGCUAGGCACAACACGUUAUUGCAUCCGAGCGAGCAGACCGAAGGUGUGACCAAUACUUGUAAAACAGACGUUAAGGACUUAGGUUCCGGGAACGCGGAGAAACGUGAUUCAAGCGUAAAUUACUCUGCAUCGCAAUCGAAUUUCUUAAGCAAGGCAAUAUGUGAACGACUAAAAUUGGCGACGCAGAAGUACAGUUGUUCAGUGGCGGGUUUAGCGUCCACCAUUAACGUCACAGAGUCCGCAUCUACUGUGAUUCAAUCAAAGCGUACGGCGUAUCAUACUAAGAUCAAUUUUUUAAUAAUCGAGCGAAUAAUUGAUAGGUUGUCGGAUAUUGAUGUUGCGCACUUACGCUUCCCGGAUAAUAUCAGACUCGCCGAUGACAGGUUUUAUAUGUCCGACAAAAUUGACAGCAUCUUGGGAACCAGCAUUUUCUGGAGUUUGUUGUGCAUCGGCCAAGUUCGGCUCGGCAGAUUCCAGCCAACACUUCAAAAAACCCAUCUUGGAUGGAUAGUGUCCGGAAGCGUCACCGACCAAGGGCAACAUAAUUCCUCUGUGUGUUGUUUCUCCUCCGAAGUGCAGCUUCGUGACGGCCUCGAGGGAUUCUGGAAGAUUAAGGAAGUUGACAAGGCUCCAGUUGCGUCAAAGGAUGACGAGGACUGUGAAACACAUUUCCGGGAGACACACCAACAAGACGAUACAGGACGUUUCAUGGUCAGCUUUCCAUUCAAGGGUCAUACCGAUGAGUUAGGAGAAUCGUACGACGGUGCUUUGAAGAGAUUUUACAAACUAGAGCAACGUUUCAAUAGAGAUCCACUGAAGGAGGAGUACGUACGCUUCAUGGAAGAAUACAUCACGCUCAACCAUAUGACGAUUGUCAACGAAGGGCAAGACGAAUCUUCAAUCGCACAUUACAUUCCACAUCACCCAGUCGUGACCACAUAUAAUGACCGACGCAAACUUCGGGUGGUGUUUGAUGCUUCUGCCAAAACCUCGUCAGGAAAAUCGCUAAAUGACAUUCUACUAGUGGGCCCCACCAUCCAACAAACUUUGUUCUCCAUUAUAUUACGGUUUCGGCAACAUCAACGGUUCUAA
Molecule: messenger RNA, 1842 nt
Organism: Vollenhovia emeryi
Lineage: Eukaryota; Metazoa; Arthropoda; Insecta; Hymenoptera; Formicidae
Exons: 3
Coding region: 1-1842 (613 amino acids)
Molecular function (GO): zinc ion binding; nucleic acid binding
Source: RefSeq, a predicted model, not a curated record